Ostertagia ostertagi is the source of this 561-nucleotide messenger RNA. NCBI's taxonomy places the organism in Eukaryota, Metazoa, Nematoda, Chromadorea, Rhabditida, Trichostrongylidae. The record is from the annotation of a GenBank genome assembly.
CUUCGCAAAAAUAUUCCUUGCCACAUCGAAGCUGUUUCGUGUGGGAGAGUAUGCGACAAGCCACUGAGCUGUGGGGUGCAUAACUGCAAUAGAAAUUGCCAUGCUGGUGAUUGUAUGAAGGAGGGUGAAAAGUGCACACGACCUUGUAUGGUUCUACGUCGGCCGUGUGAGCAUCCGUGUUCAUUGCCGUGCCAUGGAGCUGAGCCUUGUCCGGAAUCGGAAUGUCGACAUCCGGUCAAUGUGACUUGCGAGUGUGGCAAACGAAGGAGUACCUUGAAAUGCUCAGAGCCGACAUUCCUUGGCCCAUCGUUAAACCACAAUUUCCGCCCAAUGUCUGUGGAUAAGCGUCGCUUCAUACAUGAAUAUGCGGCGUUCUUCUCAAUUGAAACUGCGGGUGUCGAUGAUCCACCGAAAAGAAGUGUUAUAGCAACUGCGAGAAGGGGAGUGAGCCGUGCACCACUGGUACUGCUAACAUCUUUGCAAAAGUAUCCCAAUAUGCUGAAGGUAGCGGGUUCAGUGACACUGAAAAGUUGUGCAACGAUUUUGGAAGAGCAGGAUUGA